AUGCAACACGGAAGUCGUAACAGUAGGCUGAUUUCGUACGACGACUCGGUGAGAAGCCCAGCAAUGGCGAUUCCAUUCCGGACCGACUCUCUCGAGGGCUCUACUCCACGUAGUUCUUACGAAGGCAUUAAGAGAGAAAUGUCCAAAACAAUCGAAGCCCUGGUAAACUGCGGCUUGUGUGAGCUUCGUUUAACCGCGCCGAAGAUGUUGAAUUGCCAGCACACCUUCUGUUUGCACUGCCUGGAAGAUCGUUGGCAUAAGCAGCCCGACAAAACUUACAUCAGUUGCACCACCUGCGACACGAAGCAACUGCUAAGGGAUGCUGACCUGGCUUCGCUUCCCUCGAACCUUCACAUCGACAACAUGCUCCAGAUGAUGCACCCAACACCAGGCGCAGGACUGACCCCCCACCGAUCGCCCGUGGGGAGCUAUCAGUUGGAAAAGAAACUUGCUCCGGGCGCGAUUCUGCAGUGCUCCAAGUGCCAAACAGUGGCCGAAACACAGAUGGACAUGUGUGAGCAUUGCAUGUCUAUGCUCUGCGCUAUCUGCUGGCUUGUCCACGUGGACGAACUGGCUCGCCAGGUUGGCCAGCUCGAAGGUCAGCUGAAGUCGGCGGUCGAAAACUUGGAUCACAAACUGAUCGAAUAUAAGAAGCGCUUCGAGGAGAUUAAUGACGAGAUUCGCGUGUGUUUCCGCAACAAAAUUUUGUCCCUCCAACAGCAACAAACGGAGCUAUUAGACGCCUCGCAAGGAAUACUAAACGAUGCCGUAUGCUCGCACGAGGUAGUGCGGGAAAAAAUCGUCCAACUGCAGAGCUCGGUCGGUCAUCCCAUCCAAGGAUCGCACGAUCCGGUGCAACUGUAUCUUAAGCUCCACAAAAACAUGUCGAUCAUCUUGGAGGAAGUGUCACUGUGGGGCCGCGAGCGUGUCCUGUUCAGUAGCGAAAAACUAAAGGUAGAGACGAUCUUCGAAUCCCAAAAUCCCAUGAAGCGGCAGACAAGCUUAGCGCCGGCCCACAAGCACCGACUGCAUCCGAACUCUUCCGAAGCGUCAUUGAUGUAUUUUUAUAAACACCAUGCCUACAAGCCUCGGCUUCUUUGGAGUCACUGCCAGCGACCAUCGGGUGUAGGCUUUGCACCCUGGAACCAUGAGCUCAUAGAAAAGCCUCUCCUCUAUGUGGCCGGCUCGGAAUGUCGCACCGUUUUCGGUAUCAACAAGAUAAAUGGUCAAAUAAUGCAGAAAAUAACGCAUGAAGAGCUGAGCUACCCACAAGGUCUAGCGUUCGAUGGCCAACGGAAGGAACUGUACGUAACGGACAAAUGGAAGCACUGCAUAUUUAUUUUCUCUCACGAUGGUCAAUUGGUGCGCAAAGUUUGCUCCAAAGGUGACCAACCGGGACAGUUAAGAUCCCCAGAGGGAAUUGCCGUAGCUGCCAAUGGUUCCAUAUUCGUAUGCGACACAGGGAAUGAUAGGAUACAGUCUCUUAGCGGAACCGACGGUAAGCCUCUGGCACAGUUCGGACGGCUAACGAAGGACCAGCUGAUGGCGGGAUCGCAAACGAAAGUAUCAUCCCGCAUGACCGACCUCAAGAAUCCUACCGACAUUGCCGUUCACAAAAAUAGCAGCGUAAUUGUGCUCGACGCAGGGAACCGACGCGUCAAAGUGUUCAACAAACUCGGUGACCAGCUGCUGGAGUUUGGACAGACUGGCACCAUCAAUGGGCAGUUUCAGUAUCCCGAAGUGCUGGCAAUAGAUCCGGCCGGGUUCAUACUGGUGGGCGAUGGCGGAAACACUAAGAUACUGGUUUACCGUCCGAGCGGACAGUUUGUGACGGCGCUCGGUUCGAGGGGCGACUCGGCCGGUAAAUUUAACUGGAUUUCAGGUAUUUGCGUCAGCCCCGAUUGGGAGAUUGUGAUCAGUGACUAUAAAAACCAUGCUGUGCAGGUGAUUUUUUGA
Messenger RNA from Anopheles cruzii, 1956 nucleotides. RefSeq names its product RING finger protein nhl-1-like. The record is from RefSeq and is a predicted model, not a curated record. Bases 1 to 1956 code for a protein of 651 amino acids. The transcript has 12 exons. Gene Ontology annotation, biological process: negative regulation of translation; protein polyubiquitination; proteasome-mediated ubiquitin-dependent protein catabolic process. Gene Ontology annotation, molecular function: ubiquitin protein ligase activity; protein binding; translation repressor activity. Lineage: Eukaryota; Metazoa; Arthropoda; Insecta; Diptera; Culicidae.